This is a messenger RNA of Nymphaea colorata (pocket water lily), 1120 nucleotides long. RefSeq lists its product as uncharacterized. Gene Ontology annotation, biological process: nucleosome assembly. Lineage: Eukaryota; Viridiplantae; Streptophyta; Magnoliopsida; Nymphaeales; Nymphaeaceae. The coding region runs from base 244 to 894 and encodes 216 amino acids. The transcript has a single exon. Gene Ontology annotation, molecular function: protein heterodimerization activity; DNA binding; structural constituent of chromatin. Gene Ontology annotation, cellular component: nucleosome. The record is from RefSeq and is a predicted model, not a curated record.
CUCAAAGGGAAGCCGGACAGCAGCUUUUGUCUUACAUAUGGCGAAGUUCGUCUUCCUUCACCUUCUUGCUGUCGACACGUUUCAAACAUACUUUUUAGUCGUGGCAGCACCUCAAUCCUCUCCAGACUCCCAGAGUCAAGGGUUUCGUUCUUCUCCGAGUUUCUAGUCUGCCACCGUGAGAACCUUUCACCGCCCAGAAGGUCCAGCCAGAGAGGUAAAGGUGGAGUCGGGCGGGGUGGAUUCAUGGGUCCUAGGCGUUCCGGCAGGUUGGUGGGGUCGGUGGUGAAAGAAACCAAGGUCGUGGAAGAGACCGUCAAAGUUGUCGCCGACGUCGACGACCUUUCUUCGCUCGAGCCGUCGGCCAUCUCUGCGGGGAUCAUCAGAGAGAUCCCCGUGGUCGAAAUCAAGGAAAGCAAAACACCCCAAAAGAAAGUGGAACCAGAAGCAGCACCGUUUCCCCUUGAAAAGAAACAAAAAGGAAUAGAAGCGAAAGAGGUCGAAGAGAAGGAACAAAAGGGCCAUGUUGAUCAGAAGAAAGAAAGGAAGCCGCAGGAGCUGAACAGGAGGAGAAAAAGGUUGCGGAGGAAUGAAGAGGGAGGGGUUGGUGCUUACAGGAGCUAUGUUUACAAGGUGUUGAAGCAGGUUCACCCUGAGCUGGGGAUAUCGUCCAAGGCCAUGGACGUGUUGAAUGGCUUCAUGGGGGAUAUGUUCGAGAGGUUGGCGGAGGAGGCGGCGACUCUGCAGAAGCAUACGGGCAGGAGAACUCUGUCCUCGAGAGAGAUACAGAUGGCAGUCAGGCUGGUGCUGCCGGGGGAGCUCGGGAAGCAUGCAAUAUCUGAAGGGAGCAAGGCCAUUACCAACUAUUACAGGUAUCCGGAGAAGAAACGUCGUUGAUGUAGACUCGUUGGUUCAUGGCGGAAUCUGCAUUCUGUUUUCCUGUCGUCUGCUCUCUCCUUUUUCAGAUCCUUUCUUGAUGAUAUACAUAAACCAUACGAUGGAAUAGAUGUACCUAAUGACAAAUUACUCAUGUAGAUUGAAGCUUCUUUUUUGCUCUAUUUGGCAUAACGAUUAAUCACUGUGCUGAGUAUUUUUACUGUAUUUAGAUUGAUUUUGUUUCUUA